AUGACUAAGAAAAGGAAGACAACACAUAUUGGCAAUGGAGAAGAAGAUUCACAGGCACAAAUUGGAAAAGAGCUAUCAAAAGGAACACUUGCGCAACGUGCACGACGAGAGCGAGAACGAAUUUUAAAGCAAAUGCUUGGUGGGGAUUUUCGUCAAAUUUUGCCAGUUGUACCCAAAGGAGUUCAUGAGGAAAUUGUUAAUGCAUCACUUAGGUGUUCUGAUCUGUGGGAUGAUAUAUGUGUCUUGACAUUAAAUUUGAACAUGCGAUUGAAUACAACAGAUCCUGCAAAUGCUGUUUUUGCAGAUUUUUUGAUGGAGGUUGGAACAAACCCUCGAGAAGUGAUGCAACUUCCAUCGACAAUAGGUAGAUGUCAAAAUCUAAAUGAAUUAUUGUUGAGAGUUUAUCCCCAAUUGGAUGUGACAAAUACAUCAACCCCAACAUUUUUAACUGAACGCACGAUUCUCUUUGCUCGGAAUGAUGACGUGAAUGCAAUAAAUGGAACUGCACUAAAUAUUUUCUCAGGGAAAUAG
Rhododendron vialii is the source of this 531-nucleotide messenger RNA. RefSeq lists its product as uncharacterized. The record is from RefSeq and is a predicted model, not a curated record. The transcript is spliced from 4 exons. The coding region runs from base 1 to 531 and encodes 176 amino acids. Gene Ontology annotation, biological process: telomere maintenance; DNA repair. Gene Ontology annotation, molecular function: DNA helicase activity. Lineage: Eukaryota; Viridiplantae; Streptophyta; Magnoliopsida; Ericales; Ericaceae.